AUGACUACUAGAAAGCUAACGGUGCUGUUCACACCACUUAACGGUUGGGCACACAUCAACGCCUCUCACGGGUUGGCCGAGGAGUUGAAACGGAGAGGGCAUCGGGUGGUGUUUGCUGUCGAUAAGGCCUUUAAGGGAAAACUACUACCCUUUGGGUUCGAGGAGUGUAUACAUGGCUUGAAAGUGGACGGGGAUUGGCCACAGGUUGUCAAGAAGAUCGUCCAGUGUUUCAAAGAAGAGCCCAUUGUUAUUGUCGAGAAGUUCCUGGUGAUCACUAUGACCAAAAUGUUUGCCGAUAAUAAGGAACGGGAGGCACAGUAUAAGGAGAUCAUCGAGAAAGUAAAACCCGAUUUGAUUGUGACGGAUAACUAUGUAAAUAUGCCGACCAUUACUAAUUGUGGAAUACCUUGGGUAUGGUUGUACGCGGCGGCCGUACCCUUUGCACUCAAUGAUGACGAUAGGAUACCCCCGCCGUGGGCUGGUCUACCCCUACAUGACCGCAAAGAUUGGGCUAAAUUCCGGGAACGGCGUCAAAAACUAUACUAUAAUUUACACAAACAAAUCAAUGAAUACACCGUAGAAAAGGGGGCACCAAAACUAGUGGAGGGGCGCCUACACCCUCUCAGCCCGUACCUUAACAUCUAUUUCUGGCCCAAAGAGUUUGAAUACUCGGAACUGCAACCGAUGUCCGACAACUGGGUUCGGGUGGAGAGCUUCAUCCGCACGACAAACGACACGUUUGACAUACCGGCCCAACUCCAGGCCCACCGGCCGGCCGAC
Oppiella nova is the source of this 780-nucleotide messenger RNA. The record is from the annotation of a GenBank genome assembly. NCBI's taxonomy places the organism in Eukaryota, Metazoa, Arthropoda, Arachnida, Sarcoptiformes, Oppiidae.